UCCCGGAGAGAGCGCCGGUGGCGGGGCCCGCAGCCGAGCAGCCGCAGGUGGGGCUUGGAGCACUGGCGUUGGGACCGAGCCCGGGAGCCCCGGAGGCCCCGAUAACCCCGGGUAACCCGCGCGGGGAGCGCCCAGGAUGCCCCGCGGGGACUCGGAGCAGGUGCGCUACUGCGCGCGCGUCUCCUACCUUUGGCUCAAGUUCUCACUCAUUAUCUACUCCACGGUGUUUUGGCUGAUUGGGGCCCUGGUGCUGUCCGUGGGGAUCUAUGCAGAGGUGGAAAGGCAGAAAUACAAAACCCUCGAAAGUGCCUUUCUGGCCCCGGCCAUCAUCCUUAUCCUCCUGGGGGUCGUCAUGUUCAUCGUGUCCUUCAUUGGCGUGCUGGCUUCCCUGCGGGACAACCUGUGCCUUCUCCAGGUGUUUAUGUACAUCCUCGGGAUCUGCCUCAUAAUGGAGCUCAUUGGUGGCGUGGUGGCCUUGAUCUUCCGGAACCAGACCAUCGACUUUCUGAACGACAACAUUCGGAGAGGGAUCGAGAACUACUAUGACGACCUGGACUUCAAAAACAUCAUGGACUUCGUUCAGAAGAAGUUCAAGUGCUGUGGCGGGGAAGACUACCGCGACUGGAGCAAAAACCAGUACCACGACUGCAGCGCCCCUGGACCCCUGGCCUGCGGGGUGCCCUACACCUGCUGCAUCAGGAACACGACAGAAGUUGUGAACACCAUGUGUGGCUACAAAACUAUCGACAAGGAGCGCCUGAGCGUGCAGAACGUCAUCUACGUGCGGGGCUGCACCAACGCCGUGCUCAUCUGGUUCAUGGACAACUACACCAUCAUGGCCGGCGUCCUGCUGGGCAUCCUGCUCCCCCAGUUCCUGGGGGUGCUGCUGACACUGCUGUACAUCACCCGGGUGGAGGACAUCAUCACUGAGCACUCUGUCACCGACGGGCUCCUGGGCCCUGGCGCCAAGGCCAGCGUGGAGGCGGCAGGCACGGGAUGCUGCCUGUGCUAUCCCGAUUAGGGAGCCCUGGGACGGCGGCUCCACCAGGACCGUGCCGGAAAGCACCUCUGAGUCCACACUGUGGGGUGGACAGGACUGCGGCCCCUCUGCCACACUCGGCACUGACUGAAGCCCGGGCUGUGUGUGCCUGCCCGUGGUGUCCCUCCGCCACCACCUCCCCCAGGAGGCUUCCCUGCAGCCUGGGGAACAAAGGCGCCCCUUCUCCAGGCCUGGGCCCAGGGGCAAUGGGGAGCUCAGGGCUCAGCCCAGCUUGGGGCCCAUUUCGUUUC
Propithecus coquereli (Coquerel's sifaka) is the source of this 1290-nucleotide messenger RNA. RefSeq names its product tetraspanin 15 (gene TSPAN15). The record is from RefSeq and is a predicted model, not a curated record. The transcript is spliced from 8 exons. NCBI's taxonomy places the organism in Eukaryota, Metazoa, Chordata, Mammalia, Primates, Indriidae. Gene Ontology annotation, cellular component: membrane. Bases 137 to 1021 code for a protein of 294 amino acids.